CGCCCGUACCCCCAUCCCUUCUCCAUCACCUCUCCUUCGCAACCCGACUCCCAUCCGCACUCCCAUCCACUUUCCUAUCCGUUCCCCCUUUUCAAUCCCUGGUCCAUCUCCUUGUACUCCUUCCACUCCCCCCAUGGAUCACUUUGUCUCCCCUACUCUUCUCGCUCUUGGUGCCCGUGAAAAAAAACGGGAAGUACGCCAGGAAUCACCCCUCUCCCAUUUCGCUGCCAUUGCCAAAGCUGGUGCCCGUGAUAUGAGACGGGAUUCGCGCCUCGAGGCUACCCCUAAGCCCCCUCGUCGCUCAGACUGUCCGGAGUGCGAUAGAGCCAAGAUGCUUCUUCCUGCCAAAUGGUGUGGACAUCAAGUUACUCGUAAGUCUUUACCCUUUCUUUUGCUCACUCCUUCUCUCGGCCCCGCGUAACCCCCUAUGCUAACACACCAAUAGCAUCUCGCAUGAAGAACGGCUUGCGCGUUGUUCGCCUCUUCCCUCCCAAACCCCGAACAGCUAACAAGACGGAACAGAAACCACGACGCAGUAGACGUACUGGCCAAGCUGAGGCAAAGCCAGUCGCCACUGUCCCGUUGGUAACUGAACCUACUCCCAAGCAGACCAUUGCCAGUCCAUUAGCUACCCACAUUCUCUCUACACCAACCCAGUCUGAUCACCUUCGUUCUACUCACACUCAUUCUACCAACACUCGUUCUUCCUUCGCUCUUCCUGACCCCUUUGGUCCCCCUCACACUCCUUUUAAAAACCCGCACUUGAAAGAUCAACCCCUUCAUUGGUCACCACGCAUGUUCAAACCUCAGAUGGAUCGCCACAAUUGGACCUGGUCCGAUUGGGACUCUCCUUCUCAGGAAAUUGAAGACGUUACAUACGAGAGUGAAGACUUGCCAAGACAUGAUCCAUUCAAGCAUUGCCCUCCAGAACUCCAAGCGAAGCUCAGAGCAAUCCUCAAUAUGAAACCUUCACUAUCCCCCACUUCCACUCUUUCAACAGACAGUGACACUGCUGAUACCGUUCGCUACGAAUACGUUGACAUUGUAUCUUCAUUCUCUUCAUCUUCUUCGGGGGACUCCACUCGCUCAAGGAGCUCAGAUUCCUUUUCUUCGUGGGUUGAACUGAAUGAUAUCCCUUGGGAUGAUACACUCCUCGAACGCUGGCUUCUCCUUCAAAAGUUUCAAGCGAGACGUGCCCGGGGUUAUGAAUACACUAAAUUGAAUCUGCCCCCUCUUUCUGCGCCCGGUAAGGACGCGUCCGUUCAUUCUCAACCCGCCGAUGAGCCUACCGAUCAACCUGCCGAUCAAUCUGCCAACCAGUCUGCCAACCAAUCCGCGGAGCUAUCUUCUCUCCUUCGGCUUUACACCGACCGCGAUAGUAACGAUGGAACUGAUCAUGCUAUUGGCGACAAUUGUUCCGACGAUUCCUCGACAGAUAUUGAAGACAUUAUGAACCGAUUGAGGCCAAAUCUCCGCUCCGACUCUCCUACCGGCCCCUCUGCCAAUCACCCUGCCGAUGCCGCUGCCGAGAUUCAAGAUAUCAUGAAGAGCCUGAUGCCAAACCCUGAUCCCGACUCUUCUUCCUCGUCCGAUUCCUCUUCCGAUUCCUCUACUGGUUCCACUGGCGAGAUUCAAGAAAUAAUGAGGCGGUUGAGACCAAAUCCCAAGAAACCUGGUCCUGGCUCUUCUGACAAUUCCUCCGCCGAUAUUCAAGACGUCGUGGGGCAAUUGAUGGCAAGACCUGGUUCUGACUCUACCGACUUCAUUCAUCCUACAUCCGACACUCCUUCAGCCGCUCGUCAGCACUUCCAUUCUCUACAACAGUCUUCUCUAUCCACUGCUUGUCGGCAAUUGCACUCAUUACCUGCUCCUCAACACUUGUACGCUGCUCGUCAAUUGCCAUCAGCUACUGUCGCGGAGCCCCAGCAAUCACAAGGAUCUGGAUUCGGCUGGAAGUCACUCGCUUGUGUUGCCGUCGCGGCUGCGACUGUUGGCGCUGGUCUCGCUUAUGCUUGGUUAUCUGUUUAGAUGGUACGCUCUUUUGGGAUACAUGUUUGUUCGUUCGUUUGUUUGUAUUUGGAGGUGGUUUAUGGGAGGGGAUGUAUGGUAUUGGGUAUUGGUGUUGUGUUUUGGUUGUGGAUUUUGGUCUUGUUUCUUGGUUUUUUGGAUGCAGAUUUUUGGUUUCCGGGUUUCUGGUUCUUGGUUUUUUGGCUAUGGUGUCUGGUUCUUGUGCUCGGUUCUGGGAUUUUUUUUGUGUCUGGCUAUGGUUUUUGGUUUUGUUCUGGUUAUUGGUUUUUUUUGCAUGGAGUUUGGCGUCUAUGUUAUGGUGUAUUGGUCAAGUUCAUCUCGACAUUGGAAUUCAUUUCUUUUUCACACUUCAAUUAUUAGUCCUUCGGCCUGGUGCUCCCAGUUUGCGCUUCUACUGAAGUCAGUGGGAAGUGUAUUAUUCCUAGUAAGUUACCGUGUAGUCAUUGUCUGUAGUGUUCGGUAUGAGCUAUCAUCUCAUCCGUAACCCUAAGGUGAGUGAGACUACCAGCCGUAGUUUGUAGUUUGUAGUUAUGAAUGCAUACGAUUGUUCACUCAUGGAUGGGAUUUUUCUUCCUAGAAAUCGAGGUAAAAAACG
Messenger RNA from Hypoxylon trugodes, 2623 nucleotides. RefSeq lists its product as uncharacterized. The transcript has a single exon. NCBI's taxonomy places the organism in Eukaryota, Fungi, Ascomycota, Sordariomycetes, Xylariales, Hypoxylaceae. Bases 454 to 2028 code for a protein of 524 amino acids. The record is from RefSeq and is a predicted model, not a curated record.